This is a messenger RNA of Penicillium lagena, 735 nucleotides long. RefSeq lists its product as uncharacterized. The coding region runs from base 1 to 735 and encodes 244 amino acids. NCBI's taxonomy places the organism in Eukaryota, Fungi, Ascomycota, Eurotiomycetes, Eurotiales, Aspergillaceae. The record is from RefSeq and is a predicted model, not a curated record. Gene Ontology annotation, cellular component: cytoplasm. The transcript has a single exon.
AUGGCCGCCGUCGAUUGCAUGUCCAUGGCCUCCAUGGCCUCGUGCCAUCACCCCCAUCAUCCCUUCAACAACCCAGACCGCCGCCUGAGCUACUCCAGCUUUGGCAGCAACAACCCCUACGCCCGAUACAUGUCCCCUUCACCAUCGCGGCACCGUCGGUUCCGCUCGGAUUCGGUGCCCUCGAUCUUGUAUUCCGGCACUCCCGAGCACCACCCUGUGGAUUCCCGACGGCACCGCGACUGCUCCACCCCCCGACGCCGCGCGAGCGCCCGCCAGCCGCGGUACUCGCGGCUGGUGCAGCCGGAUAUCAUCGACGAGCUGGAUAACGUGAGCCUCUACUCGUAUCACCACGAAGGCCCAUAUGAUGCAGUAUACCCGGAACGAAACAGAGACAUCGCCUACAGUCCCCUGGAAGCCGUCAAGGAAUCCAACGCCGAGGCCCUGAAGGCCACGCCCCGCGACAAGGUCGUCGACUGCAUUAACAGCCACCGACCCCUGGACGGCACGGCGUUCUAUCCGCCCGGCACGACGGAUCGCAACGGCCAGACCUAUGAGUAUGAAGAAGGCGCCAAUAUGAUGAACGACCUGAGCAACUUCUUUCGCAUUCCGGGACUGCGUUUCACCGACAAGGACUUUGAGAAGGAUCCCUUCUAUACCCGGCCCCUCUCGAAUCCGUUUACGCAACUGCGCAAGAAGUUGAGUCUUCGACGCAAGCGACGCAGUAACACGACUUGA